AAUCAUAAUGUGCACGCGAGAGCCCGCGCUUCGAUCAGCCCGUUGAUGUGUAUCUUCGUUGUUUUUGAUUUCGGCGUUUUUAACCGACACUAAAAUCGUUUUAUUUUUUCUUGAGUCUUGAUGUCGCUGCAUAAUUCUAUUGAAAUAGGGGGCAGUGUCUAUGCUGUUUCAUACAAAUAGCUACAGACUGACUGAGACAUUCGUGUAUUUAUCCGCAUAUACAUUGCAGCCUAACGGCGAAAAAAGGACCAAAACUGCGUCAUGUUGAGAAAGGAGAAGAAUGAAGCCGGGACGUCCCAUGUUAAAUCAGACGACCCCCUGAAAAACCUGGGGAUCCAGGACAAUGAAGACGUGCAGACUAUGAUGCAGGGCUCUUACAUGUUGAAGGUGCGUUCUCCUCGCUGGCAGAGAAAGCGCAUGCUAAAGCUGAUGGAUGAUGGAGUAACGGUCUGGUGUGAAUCCAACAAGACCUUCAACAAAUCCAAGCAGUGCUUUUCUGUGACGGAAGUAGAAUGCGUACGAGAGGGCUGUCAGGCCGAGGCGUUCAGAAACCUGGCAGUCUCCGUCCCAGAAGAAAAAUGUCUGACCAUCGUCUUCAAGGGAGACAGGAAGAGCUUGGAUCUCCAAUGUGCCACGAAAGAGGAAGCCCAACACUGGGCCCGUGGCAUUCGUACCCUGCAGGGCAGAGUCAACAACAUGACCCACAAGGAGAAACUUGAGCACUGGAUCCAUGGCUACCUGAAACAAGCUGACAUGAACCAAGACGGGAAGAUGUCAUACGAAGAAGUCCAGAUGCUUCUCCAGAUGAUUAACAUUGACCUGAAUGAGGAAUAUGCUGCCAGCCUCUUCAAGAAAUGUGACAAGUCAGAAGAUGGCCGACUGGAACACGAGGAGAUCGAGCUGUUUUGUCGUGAGCUGUUACGUCGGCCUGAGCUGGAUGUGGUGUUUCAUCAGUACUCAGCUAACGGUUGCGUUCUGUCCACUGUGGAUUUGCGUGAAUUCUUAAAAGACCAGGGAGAGGAUCACACGCUCGUACACGCUCAGAGCCUCAUUUUAACCUACGAGCUCAACAAAUGGGCCCAAGAGAACCAGUUCAUGACACCCAACGGUUUCACAAUGUACAUGUUGUCUAAAGAGAAUGAUAUGUUCAACCCGGAGCACAGCAGAGUCUACCAGGACAUGAGCCGUCCACUCACUGACUACUUUAUCUCCUCUUCACACAACACCUACCUCACUAAAGACCAGCUGAUCAGCGAGAGCAGUGUGGACCCUUACAUCAAGGCUCUCAGCCACGGAUGCCGUUGUGUGGAGCUGGACUGCUGGGAUGGAGAAAAGGAGCCAGUUAUUUACCAUGGACACACUCUCACAUCCAAGGUGCCAUUCAGAGAGGUCGUGGAGGCCAUUGCUGAAUAUGCCUUCAGGGCUUCCCCAUAUCCUCUGAUUCUAUCUCUUGAGAACCAUUGCUCUGUGGAGCAGCAGACGAUCAUGGCCCAGCAACUGCGCUCCAUUUUGAGAGACAAACUGCUCACAAAACCUCUCAAUGACAAGUCACUAAAGUGCCUGCCAUCACCUGAGGACUUAAAAGGAAAGAUUUUGAUAAAAGCAAAGAAGAACAAAGUGGAACAGGACAGCUCCAGUUCUGACUCAAGCUCUUCAGAAGAUGAAUCCAAAGCUGAAAACAAACCUAAAGCCCGGAAGAAAGGGUCUAAGUUGAGCCCAGAGCUGUCUGAUGUGGUGGUCUACACCCGCAGUGUUGCCUUCAAAGGAUUUGAUAAAUCUGCCAAGAAACCACCCAAUGAAAUGGCCUCUUUCUCUGAGAGUGAUGCGGUGAAACUUAUCAAAGAGUCAGGGAAGCUCUUUGUGCGUCACAAUAGCAAGCAACUGAGCAGAAUCUACCCGUCCGGUCAGCGUCUGCAAUCCUCCAACUACAAUCCUCAAGAGAUGUGGAAUGCCGGUUGUCAGUUGGUGGCUUUGAACUUCCAAACCCAAUGUGAAGAGAUGGAUCUAAACAGAGGCCGUUUUUUACCCAAUGGCCGCUGUGGCUACGUGCUGAAGCCGAGUUUUAUCUGUUCACCUGAUUCUGAAUUUAACCCUGAGAAUACUGGAGGAGGACCUGGCCACAACCCAAUGCUCCUCACCAUUAAGGUGAUAUCAGCACAGCAGCUGCCUAAACCUGACAAAGAGAAGCUCAGCUCCAUUGUGGAUCCUCUUGUGUGGGUGGAGAUUUAUGGGGCUCCCAUAGACAACAACAAAAAGAAGACGCACCGCAUCGACAAUAAUGGCUUUAACCCCAGAUGGGACUGCACCUUCAAGUUCCAGCUACAUGUGCCAGAGCUGGUGUUGAUACGCUUCAAGGUUGAGGAUCAUGGCUACGCGACCAGGAAUGAAUUCCUGGGCCAGUUUACUCUUCCUUUCACGAGCAUGCGUACAGGUUACAGGCAUGUACGUCUGCUAAGUGCUGACGGCUCCAGCAUGUCUCCCUCCACUCUCUUUAUUCAUAUUAAAGUUACACCCGGCUACAGCAGCCCUGUCAGGAAGCCAGCCACACAUUCAGCAUAAAGCAUGCAUCCUUAUCUGCUAGUCUGUCUGAGGCAGUUGGUACAGUUUUUUUAGCAACUCUGAGAACCAAAAUAGUCACCACUGACUGAUUUCUCUACUGUUACAUUACAUAUUUAUACAGGGAUUAUACAGAUAUAUUCACAUGUUUAAAUGAGAAAAGUGCCCUAACAACAAAUCAAAGUUGGUGUAAAGCCAUUUCAGAUGUAAGCAUCUACGAAAGGUACUUCGUAUUAAUUUAUGAUUGAUGGAAAAAAGAGAUAAAAAUGUUUAUGCUGUUAUGUAGCAUGUCUUUAAAGACAAAAAAGCAAUACUUUUGAUAUGCAACGGGUCUUUGCACCAGCUCAUCUUAAGUAGCAUGUUUCCAAUUUAUAUCAGAAAUGGGUUGUCUAUGUUUUUUUUGUCUUUUUACUAUGCAGCUAAAAGAUGAGGUGACUUGAAGGUUUUCUGUUGACAAUCUCUGAGCCCGUCCACUCCUUAUGCCUUAUUUCAUAUCCCAGGAACAACUGAGCUCUCUUAACUACUGCAAAUGUUACAGUUUUAAAUAUAUAAAAAAUGUUUAUGUCUUUAAGAUGUUGCCAUGUUAACAACUUUAAAACCUUUUGAAGUAUUAUUUAUAAACACAUGUUUACAUGUUUAACAUUUCUUUAGUCAGGUCAUAGUAUAGUGACUUUAGGUCGUUUUUAAAUCUUUAAUUGUAUUUUUGGCUUCAGUAGUUUUUAGUCUGAUUACUUACAUAAGCUAUGGACAAACGGUUGUUUUUAGCUUAAAUUUAUACGUUUAGUAUAUUGUUGAUGCCUAUUUAAUACAAACAAAAGCUGGUAAGCUAUUCCAAAAUAUGAAGAGAGCCAACACUAUGAGUAAUAUUAACAAAGCCAGUUAAAGUAAUCUCAGUAUUUUAAUGGAUCUCAAUUCCAGAAUAUUUACUAACAUUAAGUAAAUACUGUGCACGAUUUUAAUGCUUGUUGAUGUGUAUCUGUUGCUGACUUGUCAUGAAUUCUGUUUAAAAACACUGUGAGGUCUACAUAUCAUACUGUAUAUCUUUAUGUGUGUGCAAAGCAAAAUAAAUGCAUUGUUGUACACAAGUUAUUGAUGUGUU
Messenger RNA from Triplophysa rosa, 3655 nucleotides. It is a transcript of the gene plcd3b, whose product is annotated as phospholipase C, delta 3b. Gene Ontology annotation, biological process: lipid metabolic process; intracellular signal transduction. Gene Ontology annotation, molecular function: phosphatidylinositol-4,5-bisphosphate phospholipase C activity; calcium ion binding. The record is from RefSeq and is a predicted model, not a curated record. Lineage: Eukaryota; Metazoa; Chordata; Actinopteri; Cypriniformes; Nemacheilidae. The coding region runs from base 262 to 2559 and encodes 765 amino acids. The transcript is spliced from 16 exons.